Molecule: messenger RNA, 438 nt
Organism: Tilletiopsis washingtonensis
Lineage: Eukaryota; Fungi; Basidiomycota; Exobasidiomycetes; Entylomatales
Exons: 3
Cellular component (GO): cytosol
Source: RefSeq, a predicted model, not a curated record
CGCCAGGAGACGCACCAGGGCACCUCGUCGCGCUCGGCCCGGCCCGCUGCGCCGCAGCACCGUGUGUACCUGCUCAACUGCCGCGGCUGUGGCCUGCUGCUCUCGAACCGGGGCAUGAAGGCCGUGCUGCUCCUCCGGCCCAACAUCACGCUCUACUCGACCGACGCGCUGCCGGCCAACUGUCGGCCUGUGUACCAGCAGCAGGGCAUCGGCUCCGCACAGGAGCCGGCCGUGCAGCGCACCUGCGACUGCCUCACACAGAGCCUCGGCUGCAACGGCUGUGGCUCGCAGAUCGGCUACAUGAUCCUCGCGCCGUGCGACCGCUGCAACAACAGCGUCGCAAAGCACCAGCGCAGCUCCAACGGCCACCGCACCGUUCUGCACUGCUCCGAGAUCACUGUGCGCGAGCGGCGCUACGUGCCCGGCGAGGCCGGCGUG